This is a messenger RNA of Callorhinus ursinus (northern fur seal), 1860 nucleotides long. It is a transcript of the gene SPOUT1, whose product is annotated as SPOUT domain containing methyltransferase 1. NCBI's taxonomy places the organism in Eukaryota, Metazoa, Chordata, Mammalia, Carnivora, Otariidae. The record is from RefSeq and is a predicted model, not a curated record. Gene Ontology annotation, cellular component: kinetochore; spindle pole centrosome; mitotic spindle. Gene Ontology annotation, biological process: maintenance of centrosome location; miRNA processing. Gene Ontology annotation, molecular function: miRNA binding.
GUGGCCGACGGUGUGCGGCGAACAUGGCGGAGCGCGUGAAGAAGCGGCCCUGCGGCCCGGGUGAACAUGGCCAAAGGGUCGAGUGGCGAAAAUGGAAGCAGCAGAAGAAAGAGGAGAAAAAGAAGUGGAAGGAUCUCAAGCUGAUGAAAAAACUGGAGCGGCAGCGGGCACAGGAAGAACAGGCAAAGCUCCAACAGGAAGAGGCAACUGCACAGAGGGAGGACCAGGGUCGGCCCUACACCCUGAGUGUGGCCCUGCCAGGCUCCAUCCUGGACAAUGCCCAGUCACCGGAGCUCCGCACCUACCUGGCUGGCCAGAUUGCCAGAGCCUGCACCAUCUUCUGUGUGGAUGAGAUUGUGGUGUUCGACGAAGAAGGCCAAGAUGCCAAGACCGUGGAGGGAGAAUUCAGGGGAGUCGGCAAGAAGGGGCAGGCAUGCGUGCAGCUGGCCCGGAUCCUGCAGUACCUGGAGUGUCCACAGUACCUAAGAAAGGCGUUCUUCCCCAAGCAUCAGGAUCUCCAGUUUGCAGGGCUUCUGAACCCCUUGGACAGCCCUCACCACAUGCGUCAGGAUGAGGAGUCCGAGUUCAGAGAGGGCAUCGUGGUGGACCGGCCCACCCGGCCAGGCCACGGGUCCUUUGUCAACUGUGGCAUGAAGAAGGAGGUGAAGAUUGACAAGAACUUGGAGCCUGGACUUCGUGUGACAGUACAGCUGAACCAGAAGCAGCUCCCAGAAAGCAAGACCUACCGGGGAAGAGUCGUGUCAUCACAGGACCCUCGCACCAAAGCCGGUCUCUACUGGGGCUACACGGUCCGGCUGGCCUCCUGCCUCAGUGCUGUGUUUGCUGAGGCCCCCUUCCAGGACGGGUAUGACCUGACCAUUGGGACAUCAGAGAGAGGCUCGAAUGUGACCUCCGCCCAGCUGCCCAGCUUCAGGCAUGCUCUCGUGGUGUUCGGGGGCCUCCAGGGGCUGGAAGCUGGGGUGGAUGCUGACCCCAACCUAGAGGUGGCUGAACCCAGUGUCCUGUUCGAUCUGUACGUCAACACCUGCCCUAGCCAGGGCAGCCGCACCAUCCGCACCGAGGAGGCCAUCCUCAUCUCCCUGGCCGCCCUGCAGCCUGGCCUCACCCAGGCGGGUGCCCGGCCCAGCUGAAGGUUCCAGCAGGCCGAAGACCGCGAAGCAGCAGCAGGGAAGCCAGAGGCUCCUGAGGGGCCCCUGGGACAGACACAGCCAGGACUUUUGUCUCCAAAGAUCACCACCUUUAAUGCGACCCAGCCCCCACAGUCCGGCAGGGUACGGCCUUCACUUGCAGCCUGCAGUGAUGGCCUUGAGGCUGCCUGCCCGCGCCAGAAUAUUUGGCACAAAGAGCAGCCCCGAGGCCCGCUCGAUGCUCUCGAUGGGCACCAGGAAGCGCUCCAGCGGGACCGCCUCGUCCACAGGAGCGUUGGGCAUCACAUAGGAGCGGAGUUCGAUUUGCCCGCCUGCUGCCUCCAGGAUCAGCACCUUGAAGAAGUGGGUGGGCACCGCCACGUGGUUCUUGCCGAUGACCUGGUACUUCACAUAGGACUUGCCGUCAGCCUCCGUCCUGCGGGCAGACCCGGGCACACGAGGCCUUUCAGAGUUCCCGAGGGGUCUGCUCGGACCCGAGGCUGCACCUCUGAGAAGCCUUCCCCGGCCUGACUUCCACCUUGUGUCAGCCUGUAGAACUGCCCCCUUAGCAGGAGGCUUCUGUGCCCUUCUCAGCUCCCCCAGGAGGCUGGGGGCUCCCCGCAGGGUAGACACUCCCUUACCCUGUUUCCCUCAGGCCCAGCACUGGGUCAGGCAGGGUGGGUGGUGGCAAUAAAUGCAGCUGAGAGAAUCC